CAAAACACAGCCUGAUCUGGUCACUUUACCCUCGCAGAUACAGCAAUAUAUAUAAGAGCAAUAACAAGUUUAUAGUUUGACUCGUCAAUAAAUUUCUGCACCGAAACCCCGUCUCUCUCUCUCGUCUCUCUACCCGAAAACCAAGGACUUCAUUGCUGGCUCUCCACGACUGGAGCAGCCGCGACUACGUAGAUCGCGAGCAUGCAUCUCGAUGCUCAAGUUGUGCUCAAAACAAGCCUUGCCACGUCCCUAAUCCAAGACCCCAUCGGCAAACUCCCAACGUUAGGAUGGAACUCCUGGAACGCCUUUGGGUGUAAUAUCGAUGCGACGAAGGUCAUGACUGCAGCGAACGAGGUUGUUAAUCUCGGUCUAAAAGACGCCGGUUAUGAAUAUAUUAACAUCGACGAUUGCUGGUCGAUCAAAGACGGCCGCGACGAAACUACUCACCGGAUUCGUCCCGACCUCACCAAGUUUCCUGAUGGUAUCAGUGGCAUCGCAGACAAGAUCCAUGCCCUCGGUCUCAAAAUAGGAAUCUACUCCUCGGCGGGCACCAAUACAUGCGAGGGCUACCCUGCCUCCAUCGGCUACGAGGAAGUGGAUGCAGCCACUUUUGCCGAAUGGGGCAUCGACUACCUCAAAUAUGACAACUGUUUCUAUCCAUCUAACUGGACAGACACAUAUGCCAGCUGUAUCCCUGAUGGAAGUUCUCCCCUCCUAACCAACGGGACCUGCCCCGUUACCAGCCGUACUGCCCCCGAGGGCUAUGACUGGAGCACUUCCAACACCACCCAGCGCUACCGCAUCAUGGGCGACGCUUUGAAAGCGCAGAACCGAACAAUUCUCUACAGUCUGUGUGAGUGGGGUCGGGCAAGUGUGCAAAACUGGGGUUCAUCAAUUGCUCCAACAUGGCGCAUGAGCGCCGACAUCACGCCCCAAUGGUCGCGCAUCACGCAGCUGCUCAAUAUGAACUCGUUCCUGAUGAACUACAACGAUCACUGGAGCCACAGCGACCCUGACAUGCUCGAGGUCGGCAACGGCGUCUUGACGGAUGAGGAGAAUCGCAGUCACUUUGCACUGUGGGCGGCGAUGAAGAGUCCGCUUGUUAUCGGGACUGCGCUGGACAAGUUGAGUGCGGCGAAUGUGGCGGUCUUGAAGAAUAAAUAUCUUCUUGCCUUCAAUCAGGAUGACAUCUACGGAAAACCUGCGAUGCCAUAUAAAUGGGGCGUCAAUGUGGACUGGACGUUCAACGCUACGAACCCGGCGGAGUACUGGAGUGGCGUGGGCAGCAAUGGGGUGUUGGUACUUGCAUUUAAUUCUCUGGCCGCGACGGCGAUGAGGGAGAUCAAGUGGAGUGAGGUGCCGCAGCUUGACGGAACCUCGUAUCAGGUUGAGGAUAUCUGGUCGGGGGCGAAGCUGGGAUGUGUCAAGGAGGGCAUCUCCAAGGACGUCGUGAGCCACGACACUAUCGGAUAUUUGGUGGGUGAGAAGUGCUAACCCCCCCCUGAGAGGUAGUCCCGGUCCGUUUUGGUUGUAUAUGCCGUGAGAUGGGGGUAAGUGGACAACUUGUGUGAGAGGAUAAUGGCUAAAUAGGUGCUAAGAGAGGAGGGUAGGAGGACUGUUGCUAUGAGAGAUGGGUAGUCGGACAAUUGCUAUGAGUAGGGGGAUAAUCAAACAUAGCUAUGAGAGGAGUGCAGC
Pseudogymnoascus verrucosus is the source of this 1695-nucleotide messenger RNA. RefSeq lists its product as uncharacterized. Gene Ontology annotation, biological process: carbohydrate metabolic process. The record is from RefSeq and is a predicted model, not a curated record. Bases 202 to 1494 code for a protein of 430 amino acids. The transcript has 3 exons. Gene Ontology annotation, molecular function: hydrolase activity, hydrolyzing O-glycosyl compounds. Lineage: Eukaryota; Fungi; Ascomycota; Leotiomycetes; Thelebolales; Thelebolaceae.